Racocetra persica is the source of this 623-nucleotide messenger RNA. Lineage: Eukaryota; Fungi; Glomeromycota; Glomeromycetes; Diversisporales; Gigasporaceae. The record is from the annotation of a GenBank genome assembly.
AUGUCAAGCGAAGAGUCGUUUAAUAAAGAAAUUGAUUAUGAAAUUACAAAUAAUUAUGAGUUACCAAAUGAAGCUGAAAUCUAUUAUGAAGAGUCGUUUAACGAAUUAUUGAAUGAUGAAGAAAUUUUCGAUGAUGAAGUGCUGGUGGAUGAAGUACUUAAUGACAAAGGACUUGACAAGAUUGUUGAUGAGGCAUUAAAUAUUGAGAAGAUGCUAUCUAUUAGUGGUGAAUAUAUACCAUAUUUCAAAAGUACAACCGAAGCGAAACAACUUAAAAAUUACUUUGUCAUUGGGUUCGUUCCAUUUGACGGUUGUUUUAAUAAUUUCAUUGUGCCUUUUAUAAAUAAGAUGAAGAAAUUAGAAAAAGGAAUCAUAAUAGAUAUGCAAGGAAACAAAAGCCUUGUUAUUGCAAAUCUUGGGGACAUGACAGCUGAUCUGCCACAAGGAAAUGAUUUAGCUGGAAUUAAAAGACACGUUUCCUGUUAUCACCAUCUUACCAAUAGUCAAUUUGAAGAAAUUUCUUUAGCAUCAAUAUUAAAAAGAUGUAAAGAACUUGCUACUGAAUAUGGAUUAUAUUUACAACCGCCAAUACUUGAUAGAUUAAAAAGAGAGAAACAUCUUUA